AUGAAGCACCUGGCCACCCUAGGUGUGGCCAUUCUUCUUCAUGAAGUCUCCGCCUUGAAGGCCUACCAGUCCUACAGCUUGCUGGGUGGCAGCAGCCUGGACUCGCUGAACUCAGUUCUGGGCGCCAUCCAGCAGCGCCUCGGGCAGCAAUCGCCCUUGGCAAAGACGGAUGAGCUGCUGAGGCAGAAGCCUACUUUGACAAAAUCCAUCAUCAACGAGAUGGGCAAAUAUGCCGUCAGCUGGCGACAUGAGAUAGAGACCGAGAAAGAGGCAGCAGUCAAGAUCUUGAAGGAGUCCUAUGCAGAGGUGAUCGCCUGCAAAGCGGAUUUCCUCAGUGAAAUGGAUUCUGCCAAUGUGAUGCAGGCCAACCUGCCCAACAUGAGCGAGGCCCAUAGAAGCUGCCGAGCACAGCAAAGCCGUCAGCACCAGAAGGUGCUGAUUUGCGAGGCAUCACUUCGAGGGAAGACAGCAGUGCGCAAGACGGAGUGCAAGAACUUCAAGGACAACUACGACACCCUCCCGCAGCCCAAGAACUUCUGGUCGGCCGUUUGCGAGGUACAGCCUCCAGGCCAAGCACCGAAGGAGUACUUUGGCCAUCAGCUGGCUUUCUGGGACUCCUUGCUGAAAAAGCAUGACGAGGCUGACAAAAAGUGCCAGAACGCUACGAGUGAAGAGUUGGCCAAGGAAAGAGAAUGCCUGGAGCUAGCGGCAGUGCGCCAGAAUUUAACCAGCGAGUGCGAUGCGCAGCAGGACAGAAUGGACACUGAUGCCUGCACGCAGAUGCGCGGCCGAGUUGGGGCCUGCGCAGAUUAUGACAGGUGCUACCAGCAUGCAGUGGACUCGUGGCUCUACUUGCGGAAAGAGACUUGUGGUCCUGGUGGAAAAGAGCACAACUUGAAGAUGCAACUCCAUGAGCUGCUCAACUUGGAGUGCGUCCUUGAGGUAAUGCAAAAGGAGCCCCAGGAGUUCUGGGCUGCUGGGAGUGCCCGCUGCAGCGAUCAGAAUCGCAACACGACGCGGCCUCAGCGAGCGGGGCUGAGCGAAAUCUCCAACCGCGGACACUUCAACUGGUCCUUGCCUUUGGCAGAGGCCCUGCUGACUGGAGUCAAAGGGGACAAGCCUGCAGUGGAUCAGGUUUACACAUCGAUCAGCAGCACCGGGGAUACAGAUGACGAAGGAAGAACUGCAGUGGAGCAGCACUUCGAGCAUGAGGUGAGGGAAAGAAAGCUUGGAGCAUCACUAGCUGAAGCAUUUGAAGCCAUCACGCCCGCCGCCCCUGUUCAAGAUGCAUUGCAGCAACGGCUCCGGAAAGACGUGGCAGUCGUUGUUUAUGAGCAGGUGUGGUGUAGUUUUGCAAGGGCCGUGGCUGCUUCAGCCUCAGUGCCAUCCAUUUCCUUCCAGCCCUCUUACAUAGACGUCUUCCGAAUGCAUGCUGGAGUUCCGCCUAGCUGCUUUCAAGAUGACUAUGACCUUGGCCCGGAGGAGAUGGUAUACACGCUGGCAACCUGCCUCCGUAGGGCUGCCCCAGUUCCAGCCGGCAGGCGUGCAGUGGGCGCCAUACUGCCCCUGAAAAGCCGGGCGGAUGCUUUGCCCAAUGAGCUGAUGGAGUGGCUGGCGAGCGAAUUGCCCGUUGUGUAUUGCUCCCUGGGCAGCCACAUGUUGUCCAGCACGCUGGCGCCUGGGAGUUUGAGCCAGCUGGUCAAGGGGGUGCUGGACGCUGGAUGCAAGCUUCUCAUGGUGCUCAGCGAAUCUGCCCAGCGCACAGCCAUGACUGACUCGACCUUUGCAGAGUAUGUGGAGAAGCCUGGAAGCUUGCGGAUAGAAACGUGGGUCAACCAGCCGAAGGUGCUCGCGCACCCUGGGAUUCAAGUGUUUGUCAGUCAUUGCGGCGCGAAUUCCGUUCAUGAGUGCCUUGCGCAGGGCAUUCCCAUUGUGGCAAUGCCUUUUUUCGACGACCAGUACUACAAUGCAGCUGCACUUGUACAAGCUGGCGCGGGCUUCCGGGUCCAGAAGCGGCCAAUCACUGCGGGGCAGGUGACAGCAGCAGUCAAGGCCAUGCUGACAUCAGAAGCGAAAGCAGCAGCCAAGAUUCUGCAGAAGGAGCUGCUGGCAGAGGAAGGAACUGAAGCAGCGGUGCAGCUGGUCACUGCGCUUAUCCAAGAGAGCCAAGAGGUGUGCAGCUGA
Molecule: messenger RNA, 2184 nt
Organism: Effrenium voratum
Lineage: Eukaryota; Dinophyceae; Suessiales; Symbiodiniaceae
Source: the annotation of a GenBank genome assembly